UUUCAUCAAAUAGGCUUUUGUAUUAUCAUUUACGUGCUCUGUAUUUUGAAGUGGUGUACACUGAUAUAACUACCGUUUAUUAAUAGCCUGUAAUUUCUUCUGUUUAGACCUAUCAUCUACUUGUUGGUUCAAGAGAAAACUCAGCCCAAUGAGCUUAUGCAUUAAAAUCCCAGUAUUAGUAGCUAGAUCGUUUAUUCUUAGUAUCUUUAAGAUAUGAACUGGACUGUGUGCGUAGUCUUAAGUGUUAUCGAAAGUUACUCUGCACACUUAACCGCUCUACAUAUACAAAAAUCUAUUUCUUUAAUCUCAUUAAAGGCAAUUCUUGGGUGAUUUUUUUUAUCAGACCACUGUCAUGGUAAGGACAUUUCAAGUCUAUUUAGGAGCACAAGGAAGUAGCUCAACGCGAAGCAACAGCAGCAAUAGCAGUUGCAGUAACAGUAGCGAUAGUGAUGACCGUACCUACAGCUGUGUACAUUGUCGCGCUCACCUUGCUCGUCAUCAAGAUCUUAUUUCCAAGUCAUUUCAAGGAAGCCAAGGUCGCGCAUAUUUGUUCGAAACAGUCGUGAAUGUAUCGUGUGGGAAACCAGAAGAAAGGCUCCUACUCACCGGUCUCCAUUCUGUGGCAGAUAUCUACUGUGAUUGUUGUCAUACAGUAUUAGGUUGGAAAUAUGAACAAGCGUUUGAAUCUAGUCAAAAGUAUAAAGAAGGCAAAUAUAUCAUUGAAUUAGCUCAUUUAAUUAAAGACAAUGGAUGGGAUUGGGUAGUUUCUGAAUUAGAACAACGAAGACCUUAUUGA
Schistosoma turkestanicum is the source of this 796-nucleotide messenger RNA. The record is from the annotation of a GenBank genome assembly. NCBI's taxonomy places the organism in Eukaryota, Metazoa, Platyhelminthes, Trematoda, Strigeidida, Schistosomatidae.